Puccinia graminis f. sp. tritici CRL 75-36-700-3 is the source of this 1097-nucleotide messenger RNA. RefSeq lists its product as uncharacterized. The record is from RefSeq and is a predicted model, not a curated record. The transcript has 7 exons. NCBI's taxonomy places the organism in Eukaryota, Fungi, Basidiomycota, Pucciniomycetes, Pucciniales, Pucciniaceae. The coding region runs from base 106 to 816 and encodes 236 amino acids. Gene Ontology annotation, molecular function: protein binding. Gene Ontology annotation, biological process: cytoplasmic translation.
CACUGGUUGGUGCUCCGGCUACCAAAAUCCGCAUGAACUUGUUCCGAAACUUCAACCACAGCAAUUCCUACCUCAACAACUUGAUCAUAAGUUGUUCGUCAUCCCAUGUCAGAUCAAUACCUCGAACAGCGGAAAGAGGAAAUCGAAGUACUUCAAUCAAUCUUUGAAGACUUGUCCUUCGAAUCCGAUGAGCAGGUGAUACUAAGGACCGAGCCUGAGGAGCCCUCACCCUCCAAUCCUCUCACCGUGAACCUGAAAAUCAAAUACACCGAGAAAUACCCGGAUGAAUUGCCGGAUAUCGAAAUCGAGCCCGUUGAAGGUGAACUCAGCGAACUAGAAGUAGAAUCCACGAUCGAAAAGCUCAAGGAAGCAGGUCGCGAAUCACUCGGAAUGGCUAUGAUCUUCACUCUUUCGCUUGCCCUGCAACAAGAACUCGCCCGAAUUCUGUCGGAUCGGGCUGCUGAGGUAGUGCGCUUGGAAAAGGAGGAGAUCAAACAAGCCGAGGAAGCAGAGGCUGCUCGUAAGAAAGGUACACCAAUCAACAAAGAAACAUUUUCAAUCUGGAGGGCCAAAUUUCAUGAACAGAACCAGCUCAAAAAGGCGAAAGAGGAGGAAGAAAGAUACAAGUCUCUGACACCGAAAGAGAGAGAAGAAAGGAAGAAAUCUGGAAAUAAGCUGACAGGACGACAACUCUUUGAAUCCAACCAAGCACUAAUUACACCGGACAACUCAUUGAUCGACGCGGAUGCCGAAGAAUUUGAUCUGUCCCAAUUUCCCAAAGAAGACGAACCAAGUACAGCAGAAACCGAAGGUUAAUUCGCACCUUUCUAUAUACACAUUCAAGUCAAUAUUUUGUGAACAAACUUGACCGGUAAGAUGACCUGAUGACUCAAAGUCAUGGCCCACACUAUAUAAAAAUGUCCGGUCUUGGGCAUAUUCAGUCAAUGAUAUGAUUUCGAAACCACAAUAUGUAUUGUCAGGAUCACUUAGGAUGAACAAAAUGUGAUUUUGAAUUUGUGAUUUAUUUGCAUGUCUGGAAAGGUGUCUUGCAAUGUGAUACUGAGGAAAAUUAAAUUAUCAAUGCAUCACUACUGACA